This is a messenger RNA of Medioppia subpectinata, 552 nucleotides long. The record is from the annotation of a GenBank genome assembly. NCBI's taxonomy places the organism in Eukaryota, Metazoa, Arthropoda, Arachnida, Sarcoptiformes, Oppiidae.
UUAAAUGAACUGCAUUCGCCUAUAAUUGAUGGCAAAGAUUAUCUGCUAGAUAAGCAUUUUAUGGUUGAAUUGACUAUAACGGGGUCGGACUGUAUCGUACGUACUAAUUAUAAACGGUCGGUGAAUUUGGUGCCACUUUCAGCACAACAGGAACUCAAACGAUUUAAGUCCCAACGAUUGUGUGAAUGUAUUUCUCUCAUCACUAUAAUCUUCGGUCUCUUAUUAGUCACAAUAACUCCGUUUCUAUUGAUCCCAAUUUGGGUCAUUCCUAACCCAUAUUCACCGCUUAUGCGUAACGUCUUAUGCCUAUCGUUGUUGGUAUCGGUAAUGCUGUUGACAUUAGCGGCUCUGACCGGCAAUAUAUACUGGUAUUACGACCAGAGGAGACAAAAGUGGAAAUGGUUUUAUCACUGCGGAAAAGGACCCGAAGAUCACUAUUGGGGCGCAACUCUACUUCACGACCACAAACCACAGAAGCCGAGGGCAGCUAAAAAAGUGCGGACAAAUGCCAUUGGAACAGAUGAACAAGUCUUUUGUGAUACUAUCAUAUAA